This is a messenger RNA of Tigriopus californicus, 2348 nucleotides long. RefSeq names its product PAN2-PAN3 deadenylation complex catalytic subunit PAN2-like. The record is from RefSeq and is a predicted model, not a curated record. The coding region runs from base 16 to 2259 and encodes 747 amino acids. Gene Ontology annotation, cellular component: P-body; PAN complex. NCBI's taxonomy places the organism in Eukaryota, Metazoa, Arthropoda, Copepoda, Harpacticoida, Harpacticidae. Gene Ontology annotation, biological process: nuclear-transcribed mRNA poly(A) tail shortening. The transcript is spliced from 5 exons. Gene Ontology annotation, molecular function: nucleic acid binding.
UACUAAUCUUCCAAGAUGGCCACAUUCUACUACUGCAACUCGUCAGCCAACGAAUUCCUUGCUCACCAACAAGGUGCAGAGUGGACGGAAAAUACGCUCUCUUGGAUGACAUGGGAUUCAUCCAUGACCGGAAAUUAUGUCGCAACCAUUUUCAACCCAUUGGAAGGUUGGUACGAUUUCCAGCAAGAUGGUGAUGCCCCCUUGGACAAUCACGACGCCACCACUGCUUUAAAGCAUCAAAAUCAAAAAGAAGAACAUGCAAACAGCAUCAACCAUGACAACAGCCACGAGGCGCCAAUAGUCCAGUCCCAAAUCGAUCGAGUGCCAGAGCAAUACCAAAGGUUGCGCAUCCAAUUUGGAAAGUGGGGUAUUCCCAGCACAAACUUUCACCAAUUCAACCGCACCGGGUUCUGUGGGCUUCAAAGUUGUCUGGAUAACUCCUAUUGUAUUGCCAUGAUCCAACAACUGUAUUACCAAAAGGAUAUGCGUGAAAUGGCCCUUGAGCAUAGCUGCCACGCUGAUCAGUGUCUGGUGUGUGAACUGUCGUUUCUGUUUCACAUGAUGGACCAGAGCCCCGGAUUGUUGUGUCAGCCCGACAACUUCCUCAGAUCUCUGCGAACUCAUCCUGAGGCUAUUGCUCAAGGACUUGUGUUCUCCAACGAUUGGGAUUCAGUGAAUGUCUCUCAAAUGAGUGGAGUGGUACAGGCAUGGCGUCAGUUCAUUCUUGAUCAAUUUGACGGAUUCGUGGUAGACAAUCGGUUUUCUCGAUUGUGCAAAGUGCAAGGUGUGAACGUGACCAAGUGUUCUCAUUGCCGCGGCUUCUUUGGUGUUGAAAGUGACAAUACAAACGGUUGUGACUUGGUGUAUUCACUUGGAACAGGACCCGAGCAUAAUGGGAAGAAGGCCAGUUUUGAGGACCUCCUUUGCUCCAGCCUGAACUCGCCUCAAGUGUUGGCGGAACCGAGGUGGUGUGGGCGUUGCCGGCGUUUUCAGACGCCCAAUACGACACGCCAAAUUCAGUGUUUGCCAACAUCGCUCUCGGUCAACAUGGGAUUGGACAAACGACGUGACAAUCUCCUGACUUGGCAGGAGCAAUGCGCCCAAUUGGCCAGCGCUUGCUCUGAUGACGGCCAAUCCUGGAUCCCGGAGCACCUCACGCUUCGCCGAUUGGCCAAUGGUGCCUUGAAGGGAGGAGCCACUGAGUUGGGAACGUCGGAUCAACUUCUUGAGUUGGCUCAGUACGACUUACAAUCGGUGUGCUUGACGAUCUGUGACCCAGGCACUGGACAGGCUUUAAAUGUUGUGGCGGCCAUCAACGUGGGCCCUUUCUACCACGCGAGGGUGGGUUCUCCGGUCAGCCAAUGGUACUUGUUCAAUGGGUACAGCAUUGCACCCAUUUGUGUUUCCGAGCUCUUGGGACUGAAUGUGGAUUGGCGAAUCCCAACCACUCUGGUCUAUCAGCGGAGGGGAGUGAACCACCCAUUGACAAAGGAAACUCCCACCAUCCCUGCCACGCACCCACCCAAGCAAAAGCAUCCAAUUGGCUUUGACAUUUUCCAUCCAAGUCGAGGUCAGGGCUUGCCCACGACGUUCUGCCCUUUGGAGGAGAGUGAAGUUCCGGUGGCUGGAGAUCUGGUGGCCUUGGAUGCCGAGUUUGUCACUCUCAAGCCGGAAGUCAAGUCUGUGGGUCUGGAUGGACGCCUGAGCAUCACCAAACCUGUUCAAAGGGCCGUGGCACGUGUCACUUGCGUCCGGGGAUCGGGUCCCUUGUGCGGAGUCCCGUUCAUUGACGACCAUAUCUCUUGCGAGGAAGAGGUCCACGACUACGUCACCAAGUACUCGGGGAUCCGCCCAGGGGACCUGGACCCACAGAUGAGCUCCAAGUAUUUGACAUCCAUGAAGACGACCUACAAGAAGAUCUUGUACUUGGUGGAUGCGGGGUGCAUCUUCGUGGGGCACGGGCUGAAGAACGACUUCGGCAUGCUCAAUGUGGUCGUUCCCCCGGAACAAGUGGUGGACACGGUCCAUUUGUUCCACUUGCCCAACCAAAGAUUGCUCUCUCUGAAGUUCCUGGCGUGGUACUUCUUGGGCAAGUACAUCCAAGGGGGCAACCACGACUCCACUGAAGAUGCAGUCACUGCCUUGGAACUCUACCAAGAGUACCGCCAAUUUCAGGCCCAGCAAGUGAUGGAUCAAGUCUUGAACGCGUUGUACGAGCAGGCCAGAAUUUGUCAAUGGACUGUGCCAGAGCCAACCUGAUUGCUCGACUCUGUUUUGCUUUGUUGACACGUUGUCAUGUUGUACUUAAUUCUUCUUAGGUAAAUAUGUGGCGACUGAUAUAAAUAAAG